UAUUGUUGUCACUUUACUCGUUUGUGUUUUGCAUUACCUAAUACUAUUUACGAAUUGUAAUAUUUUAUUAUCGAACAAUUUGUUUUUUUUAAACUAUUUAAGUUAAAUAUAUUAUACAAUUGUGAUUUUGUAAAGUAAAAUACUAUUGUCUAAUAUUAUUUAUUCCAAAGGACAUUUGAACUACUAUAUUUCCGCUUUAGAAGACUAAACCAUGUCGCUAAUUUGUGCCAUUUCCAAUGAAGUCCCUGAACAUCCAGUUGUUUCACCUGUGUCGGGUUCAGUUUUUGAAAGAAGACUGAUCGAAAAAUACAUUAAAGAAAAUAAUACUGACCCAGUAAAUGGAGAAGAAUUAACUGUAGAACAAUUAGUGGAUAUUAAAACUGCUCCAAUUGUAAAACCAAAACCUGUAACUGGUACUAGUAUACCGGCUAUACUAAAGAUGUUGCAAGACGAAUGGGACGCAGUGAUGUUACAUGCAUUUACACAAAGACAGCAACUUCAAACAGCUAGACAGGAAUUAAGUCAUGCUUUGUAUCAGCAUGACGCUGCAUGUCGUGUGAUAGGACGUUUGACUAAGGAAGUAACAGCUGCUCGUGAGGCUUUGGCUACACUCAAACCUCAAGCAGGCAUAUCUGUUAAUGACACGGCUGCAAAUGCUGGACCAACUACUAUACCCCAACCUGCUAUCGCCAUGGAAGCUGCUGGAGUACCUAAUCAACCAACUGAAGAAGCGGGCAUAACUGAUGAAAUAAUUAAGAAAUUGCAAGACAAGGCUACAGUUUUGACACAAGAAAGGAAGAAACGUGGCCGUACAGUACCCGAAGACUUAAUGGAUCAGGAAUCAUUGAAAGCAUUCAAAACAUUGGCAUCACAUCCAGGUCUUCAUAGUGCUAGCGUACCAGGAAUAUUGUCGUUGGACAUUCACAGUGAAGAUACUAGCAAAAUUUUGACAGGAGGAAAUGAUAAAAACGCAACAGUUUUUAAUAAAGAUACUGAACAAAUUGUUGCAGUUUUAAAAGGACAUACCAAGAAAGUUACUAGAGUUAUUUAUCAUCCGAAUGAAGAUGUUGUCAUAACCGGCUCACCAGAUACAACUAUACGAGUAUGGAAUGUUGGUGCUGCUAAUCCUCUAUCUCAAAUAAUUAGAGCUCAUGAAGGUUCAGUGACGGGUGUAUCGUUGCACCCAACUGGUGACUACAUCUUGUCAACUUCUGCUGAUCAAAAUUGGGCAUUCUCUGACAUACGCACUGGAAAAUUAUUGACUAAGGUAUCAAGUCAAACGUCAAAUAACACUUUAACUACUGGACAAUUCCAUCCUGAUGGUCUUAUUUUUGGUACGGGUACUUCAGAUUCUCACGUUGUCAUUUGGGAUUUAAAAGAACAGUCAAAUGUUGCAACUUUCUCAGGUCACUCUGGACCUAUUACUGCAAUUUCCUUUUCUGAAAAUGGUUACUACCUUGCCACAUCGGCUGACGACAGUUGUGUAAAACUUUGGGAUUUGAGAAAAUUAAAGAACUUCAAGACACUUGUCAUGGACGAUGGAUAUGAAAUAAAAGACUUGUGUUUCGACCAAAGUGGGACUUAUCUCGGAGUUGCCGGAACUGAUGUUCGUGUUUACAUGUGUAAGCAAUGGCAAGAAUUAAAAGUGUUCAACGACCAUACCGCAUUGGCUACUGGCAUUAGGUUUGGAAAGAAUUCACAGUUCAUCGCAUCAACUAGUAUGGACAGAACUUUAAAGCUCUAUGGUAUAUAAAAUCACGUAUAAUACAAAUUGACUUCGUUUAGAACUAAGGACUGUUAAUAUAAUUUUUUUUUUUACUUUCAUUAUCACAUAAGAAUAUUGUACUAAUAAUAUAUUACAAUAAAAUUGUAGCAUAAUUAUGUUUUUCAUUAUUCUUUUUUUUUUUUGGAUAUUAGCUAAAUUAAAAAAAAAAAUUGAAGACAUAAUUUAUUCUUAAUUUCUUCGUCAAAGUGUUAGUACCAACUCUGUGUAAUUAUGGAAAGAUCACAUGUGUAAUUAUGUGUUAGUAUGAAUGGUAUUUAUUUG
This is a messenger RNA of Adelges cooleyi (spruce gall adelgid), 2047 nucleotides long. RefSeq names its product pre-mRNA-processing factor 19 (gene Prp19). Gene Ontology annotation, molecular function: protein binding; ubiquitin protein ligase activity. The record is from RefSeq and is a predicted model, not a curated record. Gene Ontology annotation, biological process: DNA repair; protein ubiquitination; mRNA splicing, via spliceosome. The transcript has 10 exons. The coding region runs from base 212 to 1753 and encodes 513 amino acids. Gene Ontology annotation, cellular component: cytoplasm; U2-type catalytic step 1 spliceosome; Prp19 complex. NCBI's taxonomy places the organism in Eukaryota, Metazoa, Arthropoda, Insecta, Hemiptera, Adelgidae.